GCCAAUAGCUAUGGUAACUGUUUCAAUCAUAAUUAACAAUCGCCCAUUAAGUCAACGGCAGUAUUUGUAAUUUGUAAUUAUAUAUAUAUGAAUCCGGCCACAGAAGAACUCAUACCAGUUCAUCAGAAAAUGGAGGACGAAGUGAAGUUGCACUCCUUUAGAGGAAGUCCAUACGGUUGCAGAGUGGAAAUUGCUUUGAAACUCAAGGGAAUCAAAUACGAAUUCAUCCAAGAAGAUCUGAGCAACAAGAGUCAAGACCUUCUCAAAUACAAUCCUGUUUAUAAAAAGGUACCCGUGUUCGUACACAACGGAAAUCCUAUAUCCGAGUCUCUUGUCAUCAUCGAGUACAUCGAUGAAGUGUGGAAAGGAGUUCCAAUUUUGCCUCAGGACGCUUACACGAAAGCUCAGGCUCGGUUUUGGGCCAAGUUCAUUGAUGAAAAGUGCAUUCCUGCAGUAUUCAAGGUUUUUGGUAGCCAUGGAGAUGAGCAAGAUGUUGCAGAGGCUAAUGAACAACUGCAAUUUCUAGAAAAUGAACUGAGUGUGAAAGGCAACAAGUUUUUUGGAGGUGACAACAUUGGGCUGGUUGAUAUUUGUGCUAGUUACAUAGCAUUUUGGGCUGGAGCAGCUGAAGAAGCAUUGGGAAUAGAGCUUGUGACCAAAGACAAGUUCCCAAAACUAAAAGAGUGGUGUGAUAACUGUAUUAACUGUCAAGUUGUCAAGGAUGGUUUGCCUCCAAGAGAAAGACUUGUUGCUUAUUACAAGUGGCGGUUUGGUAAGGCGUAACAGUGUGCGACGGUUGUAAAUGUGUGCGGUGUGUUUAUGAAGUUGAAGUUUGUGCACGGCAUCCAUCGAUGUUAACAAUAAGCAGCUCGUACUGUGUUGUAUGUUACCCAUGAUCUCAUUUCCAAAUACCAGUGUUCUUUACGUGUUUUUUUGUAUCAGAAUGUAUAAAUGCUAAUUUGAUGACGAUGCUCAAACUAAGUUGAUUAAGGGGCUGUUUGUUUACCUCUUAA
This is a messenger RNA of Helianthus annuus (common sunflower), 1013 nucleotides long. RefSeq names its product probable glutathione S-transferase. Bases 88 to 783 code for a protein of 231 amino acids. Gene Ontology annotation, molecular function: glutathione transferase activity. The transcript is spliced from 2 exons. Gene Ontology annotation, cellular component: cytoplasm. NCBI's taxonomy places the organism in Eukaryota, Viridiplantae, Streptophyta, Magnoliopsida, Asterales, Asteraceae. The record is from RefSeq and is a predicted model, not a curated record. Gene Ontology annotation, biological process: glutathione metabolic process.